AUGUUCAGCAAAGACUAUUCGUAUGCAUUGUUUAGCUAUAACGCGAACUUGAUCAAUGUCUUCUUCAAAGAUUGGGACGAUCACAUCGAUGAAGAUCACCUAAAGAAGCGGCUGAAGCACCUUGGGACCUUCGAUGCAAGCAAACCUGAUGCCAAAGUAGUAAGCAAGUGGAAUAACCUUUCCAGGGCCAUGGGAACCCACGUUGUUACAGGUUGUGCGUCGCCAACUAAUCUAAGAGCACUUCUGCAGAUGGUGUGGGCUUCCAACGAAAGUUCGUCAGCAAAAGAGAAGUUCAGUGCAAAUGUCAGCGCCGGGCAUAACGGCUUGACUACGGGUGAAGUUUCAUGGGGAAAGGAGCAUUCUUUUAAUUGUCAGCGGACAAUCAUUGCCGACUUUGUUAUUGACAACGAUGGAUUUCCUGUCGACAUCGUGCUGUCACACGGUAGCAACGGCGACACACAGGAUAAUGGUAGAUGCACGGUCAGGAUUAAAAGAAAGGACUACGUGAAUCAGGAGAUUAGCGGCAAUAACUGGAAUUCGCUAUGGUUUUAUGGAUGUGUAGUUCAGCAGUAUGAGGCUUAG
Messenger RNA from Penicillium griseofulvum, 582 nucleotides. RefSeq lists its product as uncharacterized. The record is from RefSeq and is a predicted model, not a curated record. Lineage: Eukaryota; Fungi; Ascomycota; Eurotiomycetes; Eurotiales; Aspergillaceae. The transcript is spliced from 5 exons. The coding region runs from base 1 to 582 and encodes 193 amino acids.